AUGAACAUGUAUUUUUUCUUUAAUUUCUGCAUUCACUUUUUCUGUUUCUAUAAUAUAAGCUAUUUCUUUCUCCUUUUCUUAAAUAUCUUCUUCAAUUUCUCAUUGCGUCUUAAUAAUUCUAUCUAUCUAUCUAUCUAUCUAUCUAUCUAUUUCAACUCAUUCAUAUUCUAUCUCAUUCAUAUCUUAAUAAUUCUAUCUAUUUAUCUAUCUAUCUAUUUCAACUCAUUCAUAUUCUAUCUCAUUCAUAUCUUAAUAAUUCUAUCUAUCUAUCUUUCUAUUUAUCUAUCUAUCUAUCUAUUCUAUUCUAUUCAUUCAUAUCUUAAUAAUUCUAUCUAUCUAUUCUAUCUCAUCUUCUAUCUUAAUAAUUCUAUCUAUCUAUCUUUCUAUCUAUCUAUCAUUCAUCUAUCUAUCUAUUUCAACUCAUUCAUAUUCUAUCUCAUUCAUAUCUUAAUAAUUCUAUCUAUCUAUCUUUCUAUCUAUCUAUCUAUCUAUUUCAACUCAUUCGUAUUCUAUCUCAUUCAUAUCUUAAUAAUUCUAUCUAUCUAUCUAUCUAUCUAUCUAUCUAUCUAUCUAUCUAUCUAUUUCAACUCAUUCAUAUUCUAUCUCAUUCAUAUCUUAAUAAUUCUAUCUAUCUAUCUAUCUAUCUAUCUAUCUAUUUCAACUCAUUCAUAUUCUAUCUCAUUCAUAUCUUACAUCUCAUUCUUUGACCUUCUUUUAUGGAUAUGGGCUGGCUCACAUAACACAUCUAUCUAUCUAUCUAUCUAUCUAUCUAUCUAUCUAUCUAUCCAUAACUCGCAGUCACUUUCUCACAGACGCGCCGUCGCCUCUCUCUGA
Acanthosepion pharaonis is the source of this 834-nucleotide messenger RNA. Lineage: Eukaryota; Metazoa; Mollusca; Cephalopoda; Sepiida; Sepiidae. The record is from the annotation of a GenBank genome assembly.